GGGACGUGCCCAAUUGAGGGGGAAGGGCAGGCAGCAGCCUGGCACCAGCAUGAGUGAGGAAUGUGACUAGUUCUUGGUUGCUAACGACUUCCGCCCCCGGGGCAGGGAGUUGUUUGCGAGGAGGCGGGUGACAGGAGAACGAGAGGCGUCUCAUUCGGUUAAGGGUCCUUAAAUGACCCUGCCCUGGUUCCCAGGCCCUCCAGUGGAGACAGGACACACGGGGCCCCCCUGCACCCCGGUCAACUGUGCCCCAGCCAGCAGGGAGAAGAGCAAGCCCAAGGACCCAGAUGCAAACGGCUUUGAUGCCAUCCCAGUCUGCAAUGCCAAGCUGAGCCACCCCACCACCACGCGGCCCAAAAUGCCAGGCAGGAAGCCGCCCAGCCAGCCGCCGCCUCGCUCGCCGCAUGCGAAGGAGCCCCCGGCCCCACCCAAGAGCAGCGUCCCAGCCAGGGACCCGGAGAGCCCGGCUGACCCCCCCAAGGCGCAGGAGAAGCUGUCCCUGGAGGAGCUGAUGGCUGAGAUCCGGUCCCUGCGGAUCCUGAUGGACCUGAUGAGGGUGCAGCACCAGAAGGACGUGGAGGAGCUCAAGACGGAAAUGAAGGCGGAGCAGGCCAAGCGCAUGGUGCUGCAGGUGGAAAUCGAGAGCAUGAAGCGGAUGCCUGCCCUGGAAGCCGUGGGUGAGGCGGGAGCAGGAGCAGCUGGGUCGGGCAGUGACGGGGAGGAGCUGCCGGCCCUGCUGUGAUGUCCGCUGUGUGCCUGCCUCUUUCUGCACCCUCUGCCGGGGCUGUUGAACUUGCAAGAGAGUCGCUGGCCACCGAUUCCCCUUCGUGUAU
Messenger RNA from Pelodiscus sinensis (Chinese soft-shelled turtle), 833 nucleotides. The record is from RefSeq and is a predicted model, not a curated record. NCBI's taxonomy places the organism in Eukaryota, Metazoa, Chordata, Testudines, Trionychidae.